Cynocephalus volans (Philippine flying lemur) is the source of this 2249-nucleotide messenger RNA. RefSeq names its product tigger transposable element derived 5 (gene TIGD5). The record is from RefSeq and is a predicted model, not a curated record. The transcript is spliced from 2 exons. NCBI's taxonomy places the organism in Eukaryota, Metazoa, Chordata, Mammalia, Dermoptera, Cynocephalidae. Gene Ontology annotation, cellular component: nucleus. Gene Ontology annotation, molecular function: DNA binding. The coding region runs from base 1 to 1986 and encodes 661 amino acids.
AUGUACCCCGCGGGUCCCGCGCCCGCCCCGACCCCGCGUCCGGCCCCGCGCCCGGCCCCGCGCCGCGGCCGCCGCCCCCCGCCCGGGCGCCCCGCGGAGCCCCCGCCCCCCGCGCCCGGGCCGCGGCCCCGCGUGGCCGUGAAGAUGGCCUUCCGCAAGGCCUACUCCAUCAAGGACAAGCUGCAGGCCAUCGAGCGCGUCAAGGGCGGCGAGCGGCAGGCCAGCGUGUGCCGCGACUUCGGCGUGCCCGGCGGCACGCUGCGCGGCUGGCUCAAGGACGAGCCCAAGCUGCGCUGGUUCCUGGAGCAGCUGGGCGGCGAGGUGGGCACGCAGCGCAAGAAGAUGCGGCUGGCCAACGAGGAGGAGAUCGACCGCGCCGUGUACUCGUGGUUCCUCACGCUGCGCCAGCACGGCGUGCCGCUGUCGGGGCCCGUCAUCCAGGCGCAGGCCGAGGCCUUCGCGCGCCAGAUCUACGGCCCCGAGUGCACCUUCAAGGCCAGCCACGGCUGGUUCUGGCGCUGGCAGAAGCGCCACGGCAUCUCCAGCCAGCGCCUCUACGGCGAGGCCGGGCCCCCGGCGCCGGGCCCCGCGCCCGGCCCGCCCGUCAAGGAGGAGCCCGCGCCGCCUCCCGGCGCCGGCCCCCUGCCCGACCGCGCGCCCGCGCCGCCGCCCCCCGCCGAGGGCGGCUACGGCGACGAGCAGAUCUACAACGCCAACGUCACCGGCCUCUACUGGAAGCUGCUUCCGGAGCAGGCCGCGCCCCGCGGCGCAGGGGACCCCGCGGCGGGGGGCUGCACCCGGCGCUGGCGGGGCGACCGGGUGACAGUGCUGCUGGCCGCCAACCUGACGGGCAGCCACAAGCUGAAGCCGCUGGUCAUCGGGCACCUGCCCGACCCGCCCAGCCUGCGCCACCACAACCAGGACAAGUUCCCGGCCUCCUACCGCUACAGCCCCGACGCCUGGCUCAGCCGCCCUCUACUGCGGGGCUGGUUCUUCGAGGAGUUCGUCCCGGGCGUCAGGCGCUACCUGCGCCGGAGCUGUCUGCAGCAGAAGGCCGUGCUGCUGGUGGCCCACCCGUCCUGCCCGAGCCUGGCCACUAGGAUCCCUGCCCUGGAGGAGAGCGAAGAGACCCCCAGGCGGUGCCGGCCGGAGCCCCUGGGUUCCCCGGAGGAGCUGCAGACGCCGGACGGUGCUGUGCGGGUGCUGUUUCUGUGCAAGGGCAGCGGCCGGGCGCACAUCCCCGCGCCGCUGGAGCAGGGCGUGGUGGCCGCCUUCAAGCAGCUGUACAAACGGGAGCUGCUGCGGCUGGCCGUGUCCUGUGCCGGCGGCUCCCCGCUGGACUUCAUGCGCAGCUUCAUGCUCAAGGACAUGCUGUACCUGGCCGGGCUCUCCUGGGACCUGGUGCAGGCCGGCAGCAUCGAGCGCUGCUGGCUGCUGGGCUUGCGGGCCGCCUUCGAGCCCCGGCCCACCGAGGGCAGCGCUGGGCACUCUGCCUGCCAGGCCGAGGAGGCCGCGGAGGCCGCCGAGCACAGCAGGGUGCUCAGCGACCUCACGCAUCUGGCGGCUCUGGCCUACAACCGCCUGGCCCCUGAGGAGGUGGCAGAGUGGCUGCACCUGGACGAUGACGGGGGCCUGCCCGAGGGCUGCAGAGAGGAGGCGGGCCCUCCCCGGCCCCCCACGCUGACCCCUGCAGCCCCUCCGCCCCCAGCCAGCCUGCCUUCUGGUAUGGGGGGCGGGGAGGAGGAGGAGGAGGCUUCUGAGCGUGGGGGGACCUCGGUGCCCACUGCUGGGGAGGCCAUCCGGGGUCUGGAGACAGCUUUGCGGUGGCUGGAGAGCCAGGACCCCAGGGAGGUGGGGCCGCUGAGGCUGGUGCAACUGCGCUCGCUCAUCAGCAUGGUGCGGAGGCUGGGGGGCAUCGGGCCCUCCCCCGCGGUCCCUGAUGAUGAUGGGCUGGCUCCCUGUCAGUGUGAACGCAGGUGUCCCUGAGAAGCGCUGCCCAAGAAGGUCCUGCAGGGGCAGCCUGCACCAGACCCUGGGCUCCCAAACCUGCCCACCUUGGCACACAGGCCUUGGAGUGACCCUCACAGUGCAGGGGAAGCUGGCAGAGCUGGCAGUGAUGGUGACCUGCAGCCAGGGUGGGAAACCUGUGCCAUGCACACUGCCUGUGCACCUGCAAGCUCCGAUAUGUCCUGGGCCUCAGCAAGGUGGGGCUUUGGGCACGUGGGAUUUGGCGUUAUCAGCCUCCAUUA